Messenger RNA from Equus quagga, 4215 nucleotides. RefSeq names its product TATA-box binding protein associated factor 13 (gene TAF13). Gene Ontology annotation, cellular component: transcription factor TFIID complex. The record is from RefSeq and is a predicted model, not a curated record. The transcript is spliced from 3 exons. The coding region runs from base 2546 to 2857 and encodes 103 amino acids. Gene Ontology annotation, biological process: transcription by RNA polymerase II. Gene Ontology annotation, molecular function: protein heterodimerization activity. NCBI's taxonomy places the organism in Eukaryota, Metazoa, Chordata, Mammalia, Perissodactyla, Equidae.
AAGUGGUGAAUGGUGUGAGGCAUUACAGUGGCGUAGAGAUUAUAAUGUUUUAGUCCUCUCUUCUACUCUCUCAGUAGACAGGUUUGACCCUUUUUGGGCAGCAGCAAUAGGGAGAGCUGCUGCUAGUGCAGCUGGCCCAGGCCAACCCCUGAAAGGCACUGUGAGAAUGUACUCUCCAUCUCUCAGUACUGGGUCCUUUACACACAGUUAUGUCUGAGUACUGACAGAUGAGGCAACACAUGAAUACCUGGUUUAUUUAUGCUGGCUCAGACGUAAGCAGUUCCCAAACGCUCUUGAAACUGCAGAAUGAGUGUGUCUUUUUUUUUUUUAAACCACUCAAAUUCUUCUCCAUAUGUCAAUUCCUAACCUAAAGCUGACCACUCCUUAUUCCAUCUCUGAUGCUAUUUCCUCCAUUUGUAUGUGGUUGGCUUUGCUUUUUAUUUCAUCAUAAGAAGGGGAUUCCUACACCAGAGCAUCCCAGAGUGAUGCUUGCAUAGUCAGUUCUUAGCAGAAACCUUUCUUCCACUUGGAUUGUUUUAUUUUUGUAAUGACAAGAAUGUGGAAUCUUCACAGCCUUCUCCUUGUCUUACCUGAAUCUUCAUAUGUCUUAUUAACCAAGAUAUGUUCUCCUAAACCAUCUUUUUAAAACAAUUUUUGCUACUAUAACAGAUUUUCGGAGCAUUCACUGGUAUUUGUCUUUACAGACCCUUUAACUAAAUACAGUUUACAUACUUCCUAUCUAAUAUAAGUUUCCCUUUUCCAGUGAAAUAUAUUUCACUGCUGGUGAACUCUGCCCAUCAAAAUGUUAAUGACAAAGUACCUUCUUCAAAAUAUUUAAGGAAAAAUAGUAAUCUUACAGUGGAGAAUCCUGACAGACAGUACUUUACCCAAAUGAUCAAAGUUAAUAUCACCAGUAAUAUAUAUUGGCAUCAUGUACCCUUGAUAUGAUGCAUAAGAGGGCAUCACCUCUGUGGUACCCUUGCUAGGAAUGCACAAGCACAAUCUAAUCAUGAGAAAACAUCAGAAAAAUCCAGACUGAGGGACAUUCUGCAAGAUAACUGACCAGUAUUCUUUGGAAGUGUUGAGGUCAUGAACAACGAGGAAAGUCUGAGAAACUGUCACAGAUCAGAGGAAAUGAAGAAGGCAUGACAACUAAAUAGUGUGGGAUCCUGGAACAGAAAAAGGACGUUAGUGGAAAAACUGGUACCAUCUGAAUAAGUUUGGUACUUGCACCAGUGUUAAUUUCUUAGUUUUAAUAAAUGUCUGUGGUUAUGUAACAUAUAUACAUAAGGGGAAGCUGGAUAUAGGGUAUUUGGGAAUUCUGUACUAUUUUUGCAACUCUUCUGUAAGUCUGAAAUUAUCUCAAAAAAAAAAAGGCAAAAAAAUUUUCAGAAUCCUAAAGAGAGGAUAUUGGCUUCUGUCUUUCUUUUCUCCCUCCAGUAUCUGAACCUAAAGGCUCUUCCCAGUAUAGCCCCUAGGGAUACCUCCCUAUCCCAGGCUGGCUUCCAAGUCACCCCUUUCUUUUCUUCCCUAGGCCUGGUCUACUUUCUUCUCUUUUCAGUUCUACCAGCUUUUGCUUCUGCCUAAAUAGGAAUUAUCCUUAAUGUACUCAUUCAUGCCUUUAGAAGUCUUCUAAGAGUUUGUUCUUUUAUUUUUUUAAAACGUGCAACUUACAGACAAUAAAUUGUACUAGUCUUAAGCGAACAGCUUGAUGAAUUUUACAUAUAUACAUAUACUUGUAACCACCACUUAUGUCAAGAUAUAAGACAUUUCCAAAGUAUGACAGUUUCUUUACGUUUAUAUCUCUUUGAGAAUCUGCUGAGUUGAUUUUUUUCCAGAAAAAUGCACACACACAAAUACUGUAUACAAUUUUUGCAUAUAAUUUCAGGAGGGUUCAAGGACUUCUUGAAGCUUGUCAGUGGACUAACUGGGAGUUUAUAGAUUAUAGAAUACGAAUCCAUAUGGAUCCCAUCUGCCCUAAACUACCAAGAAGUAUAAUACUGUUGCGGAUAGGAGUAUAGACUCUGGAGCCAGAUCAGCUGUGUUCAAAUUCAGGUUCCAUCUCUUACUAUCUGUGUGACUUUAGCUAAGUCACUUAACUCGUGCCUCAACUUCCUCAUCUGUAUAGAAUGGGGAUAAUAAUAGUAUCUACUUCAAAGGAUUGUUGCGAGGAUUAAAUAAGUUAAAUAUGUGAAGGGCUUAAAACAGUGCCUGGCAUAUAGUAAGAGCUGUGUAAGUUUUAGCUGUUGGCAGUUAUUUUUACUACCUUGUAUUAAACUUUUCUCCUCUUUUGCAUUUUCUAUGGUUCCUUCAGCCUUGAAAGGGCUGGCAGUUGCAUUGAUCUAGGGAAUGAAAUGUCAAGAUACUGUAUAGUAAGCCCUUUACUUUUUCCUUUUGAUUACCCUGUCCUUCCUCUAAGAAGGUGAUUGGAGCACUUUUUCUCAUGUCCUUUUCCCUGUAGUCGUAUCAGAAAGGAUUUUGCUGUUUCUUUUCCAAUGCCCCACUGCCACACACAGAGAAAACACUCCUAGUAAAGGCUGAGCCAAUGCUACUCCUCCUGUCCCUGCCGUGGAGUUUCCUACUCAAAGUACGAUGUAUGAUGUAUGGGUUUGGGGAUGACCAGAAUCCUUAUACUGAGUCAGUGGAUAUUCUCGAAGACCUUGUCAUAGAGUUCAUCACUGAAAUGACUCACAAGGCAAUGUCAAUUGGAAGACAAGGUCGGGUACAAGUUGAAGAUAUCGUCUUCUUGAUUCGAAAGGACCCAAGGAAGUUUGCUAGAGUUAAAGACUUGCUUACAAUGAAUGAAGAAUUGAAACGAGCUAGAAAAGCAUUUGAUGAAGCAAACUAUGGGUCUUGACAUCUUUUGUACUUUCUGAAGCUUCAUUAUCUUUUGGGGAAACCAUAUAUAAUAACUGUAUGUUUUCCACAAUAAGGUCCUGAUAUCUAGCCAUGUAAAUGAAAGAUGGGGAAACACCAAGUUUCAGCCUUUAUUUUCAUGUCUUCGAUUUUAGAGUGAUAUUUGAGCGGUCAAUUGCCUGCCAUUAUAUUACCAUACUUGAAUUACUUACUGGGUUUUAAUGACCACACGUAAAUUGAAGUACCUUGCAAACCCUUAAGUUCCUUCUGACUUUUGACUCUGUAAAUGAUAAAGUAGUAUUUAUGUAUCAGGUGUACCUGUAUCCUUUGUAGGCUAUACUGUAGCUGUUUAAUAUGUGAAAUCUAAAUGGCACCUUUGACUUUAUAAUAGCUAAGUCAUUUCAUGUAUUCUAAAGUUUUUAGACUACAGUAAUCUGAGAGGUUAUUAAGAUAGUGAACUGGUUUGUUUCUUUUAAGGAGAGGAUGGAGAAGAGGAGAAACAAGAGAAAAUGAGAAAAAUACAGUCUUUUCUAGGAGUGUUUAUUUGUCUUAAGACAAUUUGUGUCAAUAUUCUUUUAGAUAAGUGAUUUUUUUUUUUUUGGAGAAACUAAGUUUCAUGUGAAUGCUUCCGUGUUGGAAGCUUUUUUGAUUUAAAACCUUUUGGGCUUAGGAUAUACUACUUGUCAAGUUUUAAGAGAACUCAUUUUCUCAGGUCAGAUUAAAGCUUCUAAAAGUAAACGCUUUCAGUAACAGGAAUGGCAUUGCUCAAAAAGCUGAUGGCAGGAUAAGCAUUUGGGGUAGUGUUUUAUUAACGUAUUUGUCAGUACUUGUUCAUUGUGGAAAUGUGUAUGUGACUAAAACCAUAUGAGACUACGGAAACCACUUUUGUAGUUCAGGAUAUACUGGUUUUGUGUGUAUUUAGCUUAUUGUAUAAAUUAUUGCACUUAGCUUAAAAGAAGGAUUAAAAUUGCAUUCAAAGGGGUCACUGAAUAUUACUCUGUGAAACAAUGUCUUGUGUGCCACUUAUAAACAUUAUCUAUAAAUCAGUACUUAGGAAAAUUUUAUUUUCUUAACCUACUGAUACAAGGAAUAAAGUAUGAAAAAUUAGAAAGAUUAACACUUGAAUUUGACUAUGUGAUUUAUCAGCUUUUACCCUCAUUACUGGUAAUAUAAUUCUAGUUACUUAAUCUCACUAAAGACUGUUUUCUGUAUUGUAAUGCUCUUGAAUUGAUAAUGAGAUUUAAGAUAGCUAGGCUGAUCUUUUUGUUAUUUAAAAAAGUAAACCCACUUGAAAAGCUACUCCAGUCUAAGCUGAAAUCAAGAAUGGGAACGGAAUAAUAAAAGAUCAGUAUGUCACUA